This is a messenger RNA of Sesamum indicum (sesame), 1336 nucleotides long. The record is from RefSeq and is a predicted model, not a curated record. Lineage: Eukaryota; Viridiplantae; Streptophyta; Magnoliopsida; Lamiales; Pedaliaceae.
CGACGCGACUGCGCUGAUGACACUCCAGAAGCCAGAGCGAAUGCUUUCAGUAGCAAGUUUAUUGUAUCAUCCUAGGGUUCAUUUACCCACAGAUGGUUAUGAUAAUCCUGUUUGUCCUCUGAAGGAAGGUUUAGAUGGGUUUAACUGGUUGAUGGAUCUCCUAAUUCCUCCAGCUCAACAGCUGUGGUGGGAUUACAUGUCAACUAGGCCUGAAGCCGGGAGGUUCGGGUUGAAGCUUGAGGGGGCCGGAAAGGUCCGCACGUUCGCGAUACCUAAUCCUAUCUUUCAACGGCUCUUAAAGCCGUUGCAUGAUUGGGAAAUGUCAGUUCUUAAGUCCCUGAGGACUGAUGGUACGUUUGAUCAGUUGCGACCUCUUCGGCGGCUGCGAGGAAAGAAAGAGAUAUAUUCUUUUGAUCUGAAAGCGGCUACAGACAUGUUACCGUCAGUCCUUACGGGAUCAAUGCUUGCUGGUAUCUUUGGAGAUGACCUGGGGCACGUUUGGUUUCAUAUGAUGAACCAGAUCGCAUUCUGGUCUCCCGAACGUACUGGCAAUCCUUCUAAAGCGCGUGUAUACCGCUUUACGAGGGGUCAACCCCUCAGAUAUCUCUCAUCUUGGCUGUCAUUCACACUGACUCAUCAUAUGGUCGUGUGGUUGGCAGCUUAUGAAGUGUAUCCUAGUAAGAAGUUCUGGGAUUAUGCCAUCCUUGGUGAUGAUAUAGUUAUUGCUGAUAAGAGGGUGGCAGAAGCCUAUAUGAGAAUUAUGGAUGAGAUGGGUGGAGUUAUAUCCAUACAGAAAUCCCUCAUCUCCCAUAAUGGCUGCUGUGAGUUUGCAAAGCGCUUUAUAAUAGAUAAUCACAUUGAUAGUAAGGCAGAUCUGUUCGAUCUCCUGUGUCUAUGGCUUGUCUCUUGUUAGCGUACAGCUCUCUUGCAGUAUCAACUUUCUCUACGACAGGAUGUAAGUUUCAUGCAUCAUUUCGUUUGAGAGGUGCUGCAAACGCUUUCUCGCGUCGAUUUAAAAGAAGGCUCUCAAGUUUUUGAGCGUUUGAGUCGUCGUUGGAAACGUCAUUGGUUAUCUCUCUAUGGGCCGUCGGGUUUGGUACCCCUACCUCUGGAGGUAUGGUUAGCUUACCCUGAUAAUGGUAUUCUCAACUAUUACGAAAGAGGGAGAGUGCGUCAGUUCUUGUUAGAGGCAGUCAAGCCGAAAGAUAUAGAUGAAGAGUCUAUAUCUUUACUUGGCUUCUUUUGGCAGGGCUAUGAGGAGACUAAGGAGAGAUUCCUUGUCACUUUUGUAGCUAGUCACUUGCAUUACUUGAAAUGAGACUAUCUGGCUAUCCUA